Molecule: messenger RNA, 4368 nt
Organism: Zootoca vivipara (common lizard)
Lineage: Eukaryota; Metazoa; Chordata; Lepidosauria; Squamata; Lacertidae
Source: RefSeq, a predicted model, not a curated record
UACCGCUCCGGCAGGAAGAUAAACGGCGUUUCCGUGCAUUGCUCUGGUUCGCCAGAAGCGGCUUAGUCAUGCUGGCCACAUGACCCGGAAGCUGUAUGCCGGCUUCCUCGGCCAGUAAAGCGAGAUGAGCGCUGCAACCCCAGAGUCGUCCAUGAUUGAACCUAACGGUCAGGGGUCCCUUUACCUUUACCUUUAAGGGGUUGAUCACACUGGGUAUAUGCCCAAGAGAUUUGAUUUUGAGAGGCGGACACAGAAUCCUUUGGAACUGGCAAGCAGGGGAUCUGGCACACAAACCUAGCAAUUUAGACACAACCCAGAGGGUAGCUUAGGCUAACAAUGCCUAGGGGCAAAAGUGCUCUGUCUUGAGGAGGGGUCCUGACUAGCAGGUAAUUGCUGAGUGCGCUGGCCGAACACAAGGUUACUGUAGGCAAUUAAAAAAACAAAUAAUGUGGGGUGAUGUAUGCGCACACACACCCCGUCCCCAGGAGAUGAGACAGCACCUUCAACCCUCUGUUACCUGAGAUAGAAACGGGUGUUUGAAGUAUUAAGGGCAAAGGGAGGGGUGUUGGUGCUGGGAUCCACCCCUCCCUUCGCUCAUCACAGAGCAGCCAGUGGCAUCUGACACAAUUGGCUCACUGUAGUGGAGGGGACGGGGGGCUCCCUGCAGAAAGCAAAACAUUGCAGAUGAGAAUAUUGACUUCCCUCGGGUGGAGCCCCUUGGAAGAUCUAGGACACUCAGCCUCAGGGCUCCGCUCUGCCCAACGUCAUCUGUUGAGCCGGGGGUUUCUCAGCUGCGGUGAAGAUGCCCUUGUCCUGCUACCCAGAUGGGUCCCCUCCUGUGCCCAACUUGGACGGCUCCCUGGCUCAGCUCACCUCCCGCUUCCUGCGUGCGACCAAGCUGCAUGGGCUGCACUACAUGGGCUCACGCCAGCAGUCCUGGGCACAGCGUCUGUUCUGGAGCGGGGCUUUCUUGACAUCGCUGGGGUUGCUGUGCACAUGGUCAGCCAACCGGAUACAUUACCUGCAUGCUAAACCAGUGCACACCAGAGCCCACAUGAGCUGGUCCCCCUGGAUGCCGUUCCCAGCGGUCACCUUCUGCAACCAUAACCCAGCACGCUUCCUCCAGCUCACCAGGCCGGAUUUGUACUCAGUAGGACACUGGUUGGGGUUGACCUACAAGAACCACUCCCUGCUUCCCAGCGUCUUGGAGGAGUUGCCAGAAGAGCAGCGCCCCUGGCUUAGCCGCCUGGCCAACUACACCCGGUUCCUGCCAUCACGCCUCUCUCCACACACAAUGGAGAGCUUCUUCCAUCGCAUGGGACAUCAGAUUGAGGACAUGCUGCUGGAUUGCCACUUCCAGGGCAAACCUUGCGGAGCCCAAGACUUCACCCCUGUGAGUGGCUUCUGUUCUGCACCAGGACCUGGGGAGGAGGGGUAAAGAGGCUGAAAGGAUGAAUAGUCAGGAAAACAGAUUACAUCCUUCUUAAAACACUUGGAAUCAAUUUUUGUGUAUAUAUGCAAUAGGGAACAGGGAAGAGUUGGAGGAUAUGUUUGCUUUUUCAAUGCAUGUUUGAAUAGCGGUGCAGCAGCUCUCAUCUGCAUUAGCAGCUUGAAUUGGUUGGUGGUAGUCAUUUGAUUUUAACAAACCAAUCCAGAAUUAAAAGGUUUCAACUUGUGUACCCUAAGGGUGGAGAUGCAAGGGAGCAAACUGCACCCUAGAUAAAGAUAGCAGAGCCUCCAUCAGGGAAACUUGUGGUUUGACUCUGCAAAAGUCCCUGGGUUCAGUUCCUUCCUAUGUUGUGGGGAGGCAACAUUCAUCCGUUUGCCAGAGAAAUUGUCUCAAUCUAGACUGUUGCUGCUUCUCUUUGAUCAUCAGCAAUUGGCUUCAAGAUUUGUGUCGCCGCGCUGCAGAACAAACAUGGCACUUGCAACAGCCAGGAACUGUUGCCAUGAGGGUAUUUGCUCCCCUUAUCCUCUUAGUCCCAUUUGACUUGGCAGCUGGUCCAAAGUGACUGUGACAGACACAGGCUUCUUUUGGGAUUGCCUGCACCUUGGAACAUACUCCAGCAUCUUCUGCAAUGUGUAGGAGUUCCAUGGCAGCUGCUGAGAGGUUCCAUGGCAGAUGAAUCAUUCUGGAAAAUAUCUCCUGCAGGGUGGAAGUCUGAAAAAUACUCAUCGAAGUCAUACUUUGUGAAUGGGUGCUAAUCACAGAUAGGGAAAAUGGACAAGCUAGAGUCACCUGCAUGUGUCAAUUGUGUGAACAGAACAUUGUGCAAUUAUUGGAGAGCAGCAGAAUGUUGCUGGUCCUGCUUCUGCCAUCAGGCAUUCUGUUGGUUCUGCUCCGGGAUGGCUGUUCAUAGAUAUAAGCAUUGAAGAAGCCUACACAUGAGAAGUUGCUGGUGUGGAGGCUUCCAGGUGAUUGGCACUUCCAAUCAGAAAGGUGUCCCAAUAAUGAUUAUGAUGAUUAUACCCCAUCCAAGAAGGCCUUCUGCAUCAAUAGCACAAGUUCUCACGUGGAGGUUUCUUCAGUACAGAUGUCUAUGCCAACAGAAAGACUUUCAGGGGCAAGUUCAGCAGUGUACCCAAUGUCAAGCAAGGGCCAGCAACAGUCCUGCUGCCUGGUUAUUGUGUGAUGCCCUAAGGCGGCUUAGGCUGAUGGAAUUUCAUAAGAGGGAGGGCAGGGAGACCUCAUGGGGCAGCCCAGAAGGAGGAAGAGCGAAUUACACGGCUUGAGGCAGACAAGGUAAAUGUUUGGUGGCAGUGGAUGGUUGUUUUUCUGCUGCAAGUGAAGAGUCCCACUGCAAUGGACUGAGGUACUAUGAAAUCUAAAGUUAGAUCUAAGAAUACUGGGUUUGUUGGAGGUUUUUUUUGAGGGGGGGGUGUUUGAGAAAGAAAUAUCGGCUAUUUCAGUUUUGUUUUCCUGCCGAUCAAUAUUGCUUCUCCCUAGUGUUUUUAACAGCAUUCCUCUUGUACCUAUUAUCAUCUCGCUUUAAAAAACUACUUGCUUGCUUUGGCACAAACUGUUAAUUUCUGUGUGGUUUAAGGUGUUGACCUAGGACGGUCAAAUUAUUGUGUGUAUCUGGACACUGUAGAAAUAAACCAAUCCUAAAAUAUUGCUGAUGGAUCCCAAAGGGUUCAGUACCACCAGAAUAAAGGUAAAGGGUAAAGGAACCCCUGACCAUUAGAUCCAGUCGUGACCGACUCUGGGCUUGCAGCGCUCAUCUCGCGUUAUUGGCUAAGGGAGCCGGCAUACAGCUUCCAGAUCAUGUGGCCAGCAUGACAAAGCCGCUUCUGGCGAACCAGAGCAGCACACGGAACCGCCGUUUACCUUCCCACCGGAGCAGUACCUAUUUAUCUACUUGCACUUUGACGUGCUUUCGAACUGCUAGGUGGGCAGGAGCUGGGACCAAGCAACGGGAGCUCACCCCGCCACAGGGAUUCGAACCGCUGACCUUCUGAUUGGCAAGCCCUAGGCUCUGUGGUUUAACCCACAGCGCCACCUUUCACCAGAAUAGUGGUGGCCAAAGAAAGAGUUAGUUGCUGCAGAGUAAUUGGGGUCAGUAUCCUGACCCAACCUGGUAACCACAAGGUGGGGAGUGCUUGUGUCAGAAUGAUUUGAGGGAGCAACUGGGCUUUUUGAGGUUCCUUAAUGUGGGAGGUGGCGCCAUCACAGCUUGGGACCAACAGGGGUGAUGUAUCAGACCCUGACCCUUGGUUAUUUUCAGUCCCAAGCUUGUCCUGGGAUGAAGUGGCCCUGCUGGUAUAUUCUUUGCCUCUGUAGCUGUAUCUCCCCACCACUGUCCUGCCCCCACUUAGUCUCCAAGGGUCAAGUACCAUUUAUCCACUUACCGUAGUUCCUGAAAUACAAUGUAUGCCAUGAACUCACAAGAGCUCUGCUGGAUAAGAUCAAAGGCCUCUCUAGUCCAUCAUGCUGUUUCUCACAGUGGACAGCCAGGUGCCUUUGGGAAGUCUGCAAGCAGGACAUGCCCUCUCUCUGAAGAACCUGACUCUCUUUUUCAGUUGUGUGUGCCUCCCUCCUUCCAGCUAUAUGGUGUAUUGGGUUCAGGCAGGAUUUUUAUACCCACCUCUCUCCUGUGCCAGAGAAACUUCUCCCCCAGUACCUUGUAGGGCUUACAACUUAGGCAGGCAGAUCUCAUAGAUCUUGUCAGGAGAAGAACUCAUGGUAAAAUGGAGGUAGAGGAAAGGAUAAGCCAAAAGCUGGAAUAGCACAGGGGUUGUUCCAAUUCUGGGUCAAAGGCCUUGGCAGAGUUGAGUGGGGAAGCUUCCUGCUCCUUCUGGCUACGUUGGCAUGCGCAGUAUUUGUUGGGCUUCUAGGCAUGGUGGGCCCUUUCUCUAAUCUGCCCCUUU